Talaromyces amestolkiae is the source of this 351-nucleotide messenger RNA. RefSeq lists its product as uncharacterized. The transcript is spliced from 2 exons. The record is from RefSeq and is a predicted model, not a curated record. Lineage: Eukaryota; Fungi; Ascomycota; Eurotiomycetes; Eurotiales; Trichocomaceae. Gene Ontology annotation, cellular component: NatC complex. Bases 1 to 351 code for a protein of 116 amino acids.
AUGGAUAAUUCAGUUCAUAUCAAUUACCUCCAGUCCCUCUUAGGACGAAACCUGCGCAUUCACACAACCGACACUCGCAUGUUUGUGGGUAUCUUCAAGUGCACCGAUAUGGACCGCAACGUUAUCCUCUCAAACACAUUCGAAUAUCGUCUUCCGAGCCAAAAUGCCGUCCAGGCCGCCGCGGCAGAAACCGCAUGCACAUCCGACAACGCAACGGGCAAAUUCAAAAUGGACAUGACCAGUCGCUUUAUCGGGUUGGUCGUUGUGCCGGGUCAACACAUUACCAAGAUUGAAUUGGAGGAGAACCCUUAUCAGAUGCGAGUUCAGCCGACGGUACCAGUAAUGCAUUAG